CCGAGUGACGCAAAGGCGAGCAGACCUCAUGUCUGGCGAUUUAGUCCACUUUUGAAAGAAAACAAAUUUCUUCAAAAGUGUGGGGUCUCCUCACUGAUUCUUGUCGACUUCAUAAUCUUUCAGUUCCUUUUCACCUUCUUUUGUUAUUACCGUCAAUUUCCCUGCGGAAGUUGGCGGUAAUUUCGAACAACACAUCGAAUCUUCUGUGGAGUCGACGGCCAUUUUCAACUUAACUUAUUUAUUAUUCGUCCGAUUCGACACCAUUCUACACUCGAUCGCCACUUCUAUCCGUCUUUUUAAACCAUCUUCUUUCGAUAUUUCGCUUCUUCAAGUUCUGAGAUCGUCGCGAUGGCUCAGAAAACGCCAGUCAGCCUGAUGAACGAACUUGCGAAAGCGAACAAGAUGAAUCCUGAAUACAAAGUCAUCGAAGAGAGCGGACCAGCUCACAAGCGAACCUUCACUGUUCAACUAACCCUGGGUGAAGUAGGCACAUGGCAAGGCAAAGCAACAAGCAUUAGAAGUGCCAGGCAUGCUGCAGCCACCGCGGGUUUGGAGAACUGUGGGCUUUGUAUGCCAGAAAAAGAAAAGCCUAAAAUUCAACAAUUCAACGUGACUCCAACUGUAGAAUUAAACGUGCUGGCAAUGAAGCUAGGCAAGCUGACACAGUAUCAAGACCUGCAGCCUAAGAUCCCAUCGUACCACCAACCACAUGUCAAUAUGGGCUACCAUGGUCUUCAGAUGCAACAACAGCUUACGGGAAUGCACCACCACAUGCCCCGUCCACGCUCCCCUUAUGGCAUCCCCCAUCCAGGGCAGGAGAAUCAUUUUCGCCCUUACAUCCAAAAUGGCUACCGGCCCCGUUCUGCACUUCCUCGCAUACCCAGGAUCGCCUGUGUGAAGCUAAUGGUAGGAGAUAGGGAGUUCUAUGGCGAGGGCCCUGACAAGCAAAAAGCGCGGCAAAAUGCGGCAGAAAAAGCAAUCAAGAUCAUGCGUGAGGAGCUGGCUGCUUCUGGACAAAAGGAGAGUUCUAGCAAUCUGGAGGAACAGAAAGUGUUUGUUCAGAACGCUGAAGCCACUGUUAAUGGUAACAAACCAGACAUUACACCCAAUGAAAGUGUCACUGAGGUAAAAUCUGAGAUCAGUCAAGUGUAUGAGAUAGCCUCCAAACGGAAGCUGCAAGUUGGAUUUGAAGAUGUGAAGAGCAGUGGUCCCCCUCACAUGAAGCGUUUUGUGAUAAGUGUCACAGUGGGUGAGUUUAUGACCGUGGGCGAAGGUUCUAAGAAGAAAGACGCCAAGCUAGAAGCGGCAAAGAAAAUGCUUGAAGAGCUACAGAAACUACCUGAGUUACCCAAAGAGGAGACCAGCUACAAGAACAGUGGCCGGUUUGUUCGUCGCGGGCCUCGUAUCUCGAACUGGAAAACAAAGGGAGAGAUAAAUCCCUCCCUGAAUCCAGUAAGUAUUCUUGGGCAGAUUCUACAGCGCAGACAUGAGCAACCACCCAUCUACCAAAUGCUUCAUGAGAAGGCUAUGGCACAUGACAGAGAAUUCACCAUAGAGGUGACUGUCGGGCAGCACAAGGCUACGGGAGCUGGUCCGAACAAGAAGGAGGCCAAGAAGAAAGCUGCUGAAGCUAUGUUACAGCUGAUUGGAUUUCGCUCUGCUGACGGACAGCCAGCUGCAAAUAUCUCGCAGGGAGAGAAAGCUGUCAAAACUGAGAAGAGUGAUGCUGAACAGAAGGUCUCUUUUAAUGGAAGUGGAACAGGCAGUCAGCCAGCCACCAUUCUUGGCCGGCAGCUCAAGCCUGGUCUGCUGCCGAUGGUUCCUGAACUGGCCAAACAGACUCGAUCAGACAUGAUGAACUCCGUGGUUGCUCCCAUUGCACUAGUGAAGCAGGAACCUCAGGAGCCAGCUCUACAAGGUGGGUUAAACCGAGCCCCUGGUGCCCCAGUGGUCAAGACAACUCCUGGGAAACAUCCAACUCCAGUUCAAAAGCUUCUGCAGCUGGCUGAGGUUGAGGGAUUACGAGUGCAAUUUACUGAUUACCCCAAGGAGAGAGAGUUUCUCACACUGGUAACAGUGUCGUCCAUUCCGCCUCUCACAUGUUAUGGGUCAGGAGCAACUGUGGAAGCUUCACGUGAGGAAGCUGCAAGUAACGCCUUGAAACCAUUGCUUCAGUUGGGCUUGGAUCACACUAACAAACUUAAAUCCUUUGAGGAAAGCCAAGCUUCUUUGCAAGGCGGUAUUAAAACUCAACCAUCUGCCACUAAUGAUGUCACUACCAGUGAUGAAGGAAGAGAGAGCCAACCAAAGAAAGAUUAACAGCAACUUCCUACAAAUGAAAUGCUGAGAAAGUUAAGGGAUGGAUAUUUAUGAAGAUCUUGAUUUGGGGUUUGAUUUGGACUAGAAAACGAAUGGAAAUUUUCUGAAAGAUUUUCCUGACCAGGAAGAAAAUGAAAACUGAAGUCUAAAGUUAUUAAUGUCUGAGAAAAAUGGCUGCCCCAAGCUCUUAGUUUAAUUCCCUAGAUUUGCUUCCAUUCCAAGAGUAUGAUUUCUUUCACAAUGUUGAACUUGGGAAAAGACAACAGGUUGGAUAGAGCAUGGGUAAAGUUUCCAAACAGUGGUCACACAUAUCUUCUCCAGUUUGUACAAAUUCUUUUCCCUGGUCUCCAUAGAUAUUAUAACAUACUGUAUAAUAUAUUAUUAUUUAUUGAUGAAUUCUUGGUUGCAACAGUUGCAAUUUUUUUUCCAAGGUCAGGAAAAAGUAAGGGAAUUGUCUAGUUAGUAGAAACCUAAGGUCAUCAUCAACGGAAUUGGGGAAUUCUAUUUUACAGUGGUUACAAGUUUUGAUAAGUGUUGUUGAUAAUGGCCAACUUAUUCAAGGCUCAAAACAGGGCUGUCUAGUCAUCCAGGAGAAGUAGAUUUUGUUGUCAGGUUAGUAACUUUUUAUUCUCACUUGCCUAAUGCGCAACAGUCAGUUGAAAGUUGUAGAAUUUCAGAAUUUUUGAGAAUUCUGUUGGAGAGUUUUUGUUUUCUGCCUGAUUGACAACCAUGAAUCAAAAAGACUUCUAUUGCACCUAGAUACCAUCCUACUGAGUGACUGUUGUACGAAUUCUUCUAACUGGCCUCUGCAUAUUGUUAUAAUGUUAGUUGGGAGAAUUUUGACACACAUCAAGACAAUUCCUGUGACUCAGGUGACCACUUUUUUUUACUCUGCUAUCAUGUGCAUUAGCUGUAGUGUUAAUGUUUUAAGGGAAAAUUAAAUUGAGAUGAAAAAAAAAGGUUGUAUUGGUCUAAGUUCUGAAUAUGAUGUUGAUUGCUGAUCUUAUCACAUACAGGGUAAAAUUACUCAACUAACUGGCAAUCUUUAAUACAGCCAUGGCCAUCGCUUUGCUGUCCCAUCAGUUGUGAUGGUGGCCUUUUCUGAGUAAAGUAGAUUGACUAUUUGCUAAAGUCCUACCUCAUCUAGUGCUUGUUAAAGAGGCAGUUGUAAAGCAUUAUUUUGCAUGGUUACAUAUGGCUUGGUUGCUUUUUACAUCAAGAGUAAGGACUUUUAGUUACAUUGUGAUCUGAAAUGUCAGUUUUAUUCUCACUCGAUGGAAUGUGAAUCGAUGUUAUUCAUUAUGAACCACAUACCUUAUCUUCGAGUCCUUUCAAAUUCUUUUUCCAACAGCUUCAUUGAUUUUUACAGCUGCAAAGUUGUUUCAUCAAGUGAUAUGAGAAAGAACAGAGCAUAAUGUAACAUUUCGCAUCCACAAUGGCAGUUGACAUGAAACUUUGAAUUUACCUUAUGUAAGUAGUUGCAAAAUGUUCACAUUUUGUGAUGUCUUACAUGAACAAGACAAAAAACAUAAACAAACUCUUGAGAGUGUGUUAACAUCUGCAGUGUUCAGUUUAGGAGCAGAUCUCAAGCAAAACACCCUAUCUGGGAAGUUUAUGGACAACUUCUGAUGAUGUAGUGUGGCACACAUCACUUGAUCCAUUGCAAUUUGCAAUUUCUCAUCAACACAUCCAAAUCACCCCAGAAUGCAUAAUUUGCUAAGCAUGCUUAUUAUUUCAUGCGUGGCUAGUAAUGGAUUGAGUUAUCAUAUUUGUGUAUGCAAAUUACAUAAAAAGCGAAUAGUUUUAUUGACGUUCGGCCAGAUUUGUGAUAUGUCUGGCCAACAUAGAGAUUUGAAGGGACACAUGUCCUGCUAUGUAAUAAAAAUUAUUUCCAGCACUGGAUAGGGUAGUUAAAAACACACAUCAAGAGGAGAAUUUUAUCAGAGUGGCACAUGUGGAAAGACGUUUCUUACUAGCCAGGGAGUUAGAUUUAUUAAGCAGGAGUUGGGUAACAUACUCAGCUGCAGCUUGAAUUUUACCAGUUGUGAAAGCUGGGAAAGAAGGAUAUGGGUAGAUUUGGAAGCUAGUACAAUGUACCUGCCUAUAGACAAAGUAAAGGAAUUUCUGGAUGUUUCAAUUCUUGAUUUAGUGUUUGUUAGUGAUUUUAAGAAUAUGCCUUAAUCUUGUUCAUGUUGUAUCAGGAAACUAAAACAAUGUAGUCACUGGAACCUCGAGAUGUGGGAAACUGCAGUUAAUGUUCAAGCCUGUAAUACUCCUAAAAAUAUUAAGACUGGUCAUAAAUAUAUUACAUAUUAUAUAUAAAUUACUGCCCUCUGUGUAUAAUUGGAUCUGAGAUCAGUUUGUGCCAGCACUACUGCUUGGCUUUGUAUGUCGUGAACCAUUAAUGUUGUAAGCUAAAAUAUUACAGAAGUGUAGCAGCUCUUGUAAGCUUGUAAUUCUUGUUUGGGGCUAGGGGCAUUUUUUAAAUAGUUUGUUUUAUUGUCUUUUCAAAGGGUAUCAAGCCAUUCAUGUGAGACCUUACAAGAGCUGCCACCUGACCCAAAUAUUAACAAUACUAAUUUAUUAAUCUAUGAAAUUAUUGAAGCAACAGUUCCUUGGUUGCAAUUGUUCUUUAAUAAAAUGCCAUCAUUGGCA
Messenger RNA from Orbicella faveolata, 4974 nucleotides. Its product is annotated as double-stranded RNA-binding protein Staufen homolog 2-like. The record is from RefSeq and is a predicted model, not a curated record. Gene Ontology annotation, cellular component: plasma membrane; neuron projection; cytoplasmic stress granule. Gene Ontology annotation, molecular function: mRNA binding; double-stranded RNA binding. Gene Ontology annotation, biological process: germ cell development; anterograde dendritic transport of messenger ribonucleoprotein complex; intracellular mRNA localization. NCBI's taxonomy places the organism in Eukaryota, Metazoa, Cnidaria, Anthozoa, Scleractinia, Merulinidae.